Messenger RNA from Myotis lucifugus (little brown bat), 1635 nucleotides. It is a transcript of the gene MDH1B, whose product is annotated as malate dehydrogenase 1B. Gene Ontology annotation, biological process: oxaloacetate metabolic process; malate metabolic process; tricarboxylic acid cycle. The transcript is spliced from 12 exons. The record is from RefSeq and is a predicted model, not a curated record. The coding region runs from base 1 to 1635 and encodes 544 amino acids. NCBI's taxonomy places the organism in Eukaryota, Metazoa, Chordata, Mammalia, Chiroptera, Vespertilionidae. Gene Ontology annotation, molecular function: L-malate dehydrogenase (NAD+) activity.
AUGGCCAAAUUCGUGCUUGCGGGUAGAGCAGAUGACCCAUAUUAUGCUAAAGCUGAAAUCCUGGCAGACUAUUUACAAAAGAAUCUUCCUGAUUUUCAUGUAUUUAAAAUUACCCAACAUCCUGAUGUUUGGGAGGAGUGGCUGAGAGAUGUGUGUGAAAAGAAUAAAUGGAGCCACAAAAGUUCCCCCAUCAUCUGGAGGGAGCUACUGGAUCGCGGAGGCAAGGGCUUGCUUCUGGGAGGGUAUAAUGAGUUCCUGGAGCAUGCCCAGCUUUACUACGAUGUCACCUCUAGCAUGACGACUGAGCUGAUGAAGGCGAUUGCUCAGGAGAACCUGGAGGCUCAUAUACAAAAGGAGCUGGAGAAAGAAUCCCUGAAAGACCUCAUUGACCCCUUGCAGGUCUGGAUCACCAGUGCGUCUGCCCCUGCCUGCUACAGCCUCAUCCCCAUCCUGACCAGCGGGGAGGUGUUCGGAAUGCACACGCAAAUCAGCAUAGCUCUGUUUGACAACAAGCAGGCGGAAAAAACCCUCCAGAACCUCGCCCUGAAUGCGCAGGACCUGGUGUCGCCCCUGCUGCGCAGCGUCUCCAUCUGCACCAGAGCGGAGGAGGCCUUCCGCCAGGCCCACGUGGUCAUCAUCCUGGACGACCCCAGGACCAAGGAGGUGUUCACGGUGGAGGAAUGCCUCCGCAGCAGGGUGCCUCUGUGCAGGCUCUACGGCUACCUGAUCGAGAAGAACGCUCGCGACUCGGUCCGAGUCAUCGUGGCAGGAAAAACCUUUGUCAACCUGAAAACGUUGUUGCUCAUGAGAUACGCCCCGAGCAUCGCGCACAAUAUUGUCGCCGUGGCGCUGGGGGUGGAAGGGCAGGCCAAAGCGGCGGUGGCCAGGAAGAUGAAAACAUCCCCCUCGUACAUCAAAGAUGUGAUAAUUUGGGGUAAUAUUAGUGGAAAUUGCUACGUUGAUCUGAGAAAAGCCAAGAUUUACAAAUAUGAGAGUGCUAUUUGGGGACCUCCUCACUUUUCUCGCCCUGUGUUAAGCUUGGUUUUUGAUAGUGAGUGGGUAAACAGAGAAUUUGUGACAACUCUUGAAGAUUUGACUGCCACAGGAAAACAAUUUGGAGGCAUGUUAGCUGCACACAGUAUAGCCACUACAUUGAAAUACUGGUACCAUGGCUCACCGUAUGGGGAAAUCGUGUCCUUAGGAGUAUUGAGUGAAGGCCAGUUUGGCAUUCCUGAAGGGAUCGUCUUUUCUAUGCCUGCGAAAUUUGAGAAUGGAACUUGGGUGGUUCUCACAGAUCUCAAAGAUAUCGAAAUAAGUGAACAAACAAUGGCCAGAAUGACAAGUGAUCUGAUGCAGGAGAAACUUGUUGCACUUGGAGAUUUGUUAUAUUUUCACCCAUAUCAACCAGAACAUGAAAGGGCUGCCUUAUCUACCAUAGAUGACAAUGAGGAAAAUCAGGAAUAUGCAGAUGAUUUGUUUUCAGAAUAUAAAAAUGACAUUCCUGAUCUAACACACGAGGAAGGGAAAGAUCGAGUUAUGCCAGAUGCUUCAACCCCUCAUGUUCACCCGUCUUACCUUUCCCUUUUCUUCUUUGUUCUUCAUUACAAAGCCCCAAAUCACCGACAUGGCAAGUGA